Molecule: messenger RNA, 731 nt
Organism: Puccinia graminis f. sp. tritici CRL 75-36-700-3
Lineage: Eukaryota; Fungi; Basidiomycota; Pucciniomycetes; Pucciniales; Pucciniaceae
Exons: 3
Coding region: 1-381 (126 amino acids)
Source: RefSeq, a predicted model, not a curated record
AUGCAAUUCACUGUCGGUUUACUUUCAAUUGUGGCGGCUAUCAUCGGCGCUCCAGCGGUCACAGCCGUUCCUACCUUUGGACAUGGUAGAGGAGUUGGUUUCGGUGGAUAUGGUGGCGGAUAUGGUGGCGGAUAUGGUGGCGGAUAUGGCGGUGGAUAUGGCGGUGGAUAUGGCGGUGGAUACGGGGGAGGCUACGGGGCAGGAUAUGGCGGCUUGGGUGGAGGCUACGGCGGAGGAUAUGGUGGAGGUUAUGGUGGAGGUUAUGGUGGAGGUUAUGGUGGAGGGUACGGCGGAGGGUAUGGUGGAGGGUACGGUGGAGGAGGUGGUGGUGGUCUGGGCUUUGGGCUCGGUCUUGGUUUAGGCGUCGGCAUCGGCAUUUAAAUUGUUUUGACCUCCCAAUUCCGAGCAUGCUGGAGUGCUCGAAAUCUUUGACGCUCGAACGUUGACCCCUUCUCUUUUCCCUUGGGCAACAUUUGAUGGAUCACAUCCGCCUUACCACGUCCAUACCGUCGUCGAAAGAACAUCAAAUCAUGUGAUUCUUGUAUUUAAAUACCGUCAACUUCACACCUUUUUUACCAUCUAAAUUUUGUAUUCACAUGUCUUUGGGUUUCAUUGGGUUUAUUUUUUGACUUGUGCUACUUUAAUUUUGGGUGUAUCGGAAUGAUUAUUGUUAUAUAACCACUUUCAAUCUUUGGCAAGAAAAAGAGCAGAAUAAGCUUUAUUUGCAGUAU